AUGUGUCCCGUCAUUUCACACAAACUCAAGAGCGAGGCGACGCACAGCCCAAACAACGAGAUGCCCCUCCCACUCAUUCCACUUGUCUUCGCCGCCCACUUCGCUCACACAGUAACCACUGUCAUAACGGCGGAGGCGCGGCGCAAAUCAGCCGUCAUAGCAAGUCACUUCGACUCCCUUCGCCUACAGGUCCGCGGACCAGAGCACUCCUUCACUCCCUUUUCGAGACUUCCGGCUGAGCUCCGCCUAAAAAUCUGGAACCACGCGCUGCCGCCGCGGACGCUCCUCGCAACACAUGCGCCGAACCCAGCACUUCUCUCAGUGAACCGAGAGGCCCGUUAUGAGGCUCUGAGGAGGUACACCCUCGUCAGAUUAAAUACCUGGGGAGAUCGGCGGAUAUACAUCGACUUCAACCAUGACAGCAUUGCCAUUGUCGAGGGCAAGGGUGGCGGUGGCUUUCCUGUUCGCGGUGCCAGGCAUGUCAUCGUCGUUUGUGAGGAGCCGUUCAGGAGUCCAGCUUCUUGGUUGAAGUGCCGGUAUCGUUCUGGUCUGGACUCAAUCACACUGGUUCUUGGCGGUGCUACGAGAUCAAACAUAGUGCCGUUCCCCGAGAUCAAGGAAUUGGGUACACCGAGUAGCAUGCAAACCCGACUAGGACUUUCCAAGGAAGAGGCAGAGAGGAUAGAAGAUGAGUUGCGGGACUUGGCCCAAGGAUGGGGGCACACAGAAGUCCGUGUUGGAGAGUUUGUUUAA
Colletotrichum truncatum is the source of this 753-nucleotide messenger RNA. RefSeq lists its product as uncharacterized. The record is from RefSeq and is a predicted model, not a curated record. Lineage: Eukaryota; Fungi; Ascomycota; Sordariomycetes; Glomerellales; Glomerellaceae.